UACCACAGAUAAGACUUACAUUAUGAUGGAAGCCAGGCUGGGAGCUCUUUUCAAGUCUGAGAGUGAAUAUACCAUUUUGGACAAAUUUCCUGGAAAGGUCCUAAAAGGAAAAAAGUACAAACCACUUUUUCACUACUUCAUUAAGUUUGCAGAGAAAGGAGCAUUCCAGGUACUGACGGAUAACUACGUCAAGGAGGAGGAGGGUACCGGGGUCGUCCACCAGGCCCCUUACUUUGGAGCCGAUGAUUACAGGGUAUGCGCAGAAUACAACAUCAUCCAGAGAGACCAAGCUCCGAUCUGCCCUGUGGAUGCCUCCGGUUGCUUCACCUCAGAGGUCACAGAUUUUGCUGGACAGUACGUCAAAGAUGCUGACAAGAACAUCAUUAAGUUGCUGAAGGAAAAAGGGCGCCUGGUCAAUGCCAGCACUUUCAAACAUAGCUACCCUUUCUGCUGGAGGUCUGACACUCCCCUGAUCUAUAAAGCUGUCCCCAGCUGGUUUGUGCGAGUGGAGCACAUGGUUGAAAAACUGCUGGAUUGCAAUGGGAAAUGCUACUGGGUCCCGGAGUUUGUGCGUGAAAAGCGUUUUGGGAACUGGCUCAGAGAUGCACGCGACUGGGCAAUUUCAAGAAACCGUUACUGGGGCACACCAAUCCCUCUCUGGGUCAGCGAUGACUUCCAGGAGGUGGUCUGUGUGGGGUCCAUCGCUGAACUGGAGGAGCUGACUGGAGUCAAAGUAACCGAUCUGCAUCGGGAAAACAUUGACAACCUGACAAUCCCGUCACGGUGCGGUAAAGGCGUCCUGCGGAGGAUUACAGAAGUGUUUGACUGCUGGUUUGAGAGUGGCAGCAUGCCAUACGCCCAGGUUCACUACCCAUUCGAGAACAAGAAGGAUUUUGAAGACACCUUCCCUGCUGACUUUAUCGCUGAGGGCAUUGACCAGACCAGAGGAUGGUUCUACACCCUGUUGGUCCUCUCCACAGCGCUGUUUGGGAAACCUCCCUUUAAGAAUGUCAUCGUUAAUGGCCUGGUGCUGGCGAGCGAUGGGCAGAAGAUGAGCAAGCGUAAGAAGAACUACCCAGACCCUGGGCUGAUUGUGCAAAACUAUGGCGCCGAUGCCCUCAGGCUUUACCUCAUCAACUCACCUGUGGUGAGGGCAGAGAACCUGCGGUUCAAGGAGGAAGGUGUGCGAGACGUGUUGAAAGAUGUGUUCUUGCCGUGGUACAACGCUUAUCGCUUCCUGGUGCAAAAUGUCCAGAGAUUGGAAAAGGAAGAUGAUAUUCAGUUCCUGUACAAUGAAAACACUGCGAAGCAGAGUGACAAUAUUAUGGACAAGUGGAUCCAGUCCUUCACACAGUCUCUCAUCCAGUUCUUUAAGGCUGAGAUGGAUGCUUAUCGCCUAUACACAGUGGUGCCUCGCCUGGUCAGGUUUGUGGACAUGCUCACCAACUGGUACGUCAGGACCAACAGACGCCGCUUAAAGGGCGAGAGUGGUACUGAGGAUUGCCUGUGGGCGCUGGAGACACUCUUCAGUGUUUUGUUCUCCAUGUGCAGGUUGAUGGCUCCCUUUACACCCUUCAUCACUGAAAUGAUGUACCAAAAUCUGCGUCACCUCAUUGACCCUGCUUCUGUUGAAGAAAAGGACUCCAACAGCAUCCACUAUCUCAUGCUGCCACAAGUCAGGGAUAAUUUGAUUGACAAGCGUAUUGAAAAUGCCGUCUCCCAAAUGCAGUCUGUGAUCGAGCUGGGAAGAGUGAUUAGAGACAGGAAGACCCUUCCUGUCAAGUACCCAUUGAAGGAGGUGGUAGUUAUCCACCAGGACCCGGAGGCUCUAAAAGACAUCCAGUCUUUGCAGAAAUACAUCCUUGAAGAGCUCAAUGUGCGACAGUUGACACUUUCCACAGACAAGGACAAGUACGAGAUCCGCCUGCGAGCUGAGCCUGACCACAUGGUGCUGGGCAAGAGAUUAAAGGGGGCCUUCAAAGCUGUGACUGCUUCUAUCAAGGAGCUCACCAGUGAACAGCUAGAGACCUUCCAGAAAACAGGUUCCAUUGUGGUGGACGGCCACGAGCUCCAUGAGGAGGAUCUGAGGUUGAUGUACACCUUCGAUCAGACUUCUGGCUCUGCUGCACAGUAUGAAGCACACUCUGAUGCUCAGGUCCUUGUGCUGUUGGACGUGACCCCAGACCAGUCCAUGGUGGAUGAGGGUGUUGCUAGAGAGGUCAUCAACCGCAUUCAGAAACUACGCAAGAAGGCGCAUUUGGUGCCAUCCGAUGAGAUAACUGUGUACUACCACUGCCAGCCAAAGGGGGAGUACUUGGCAUCUGUGAUUGAGGCUCACACUGACUUCAUUCUAGCUACCACCAAGGCUCCCCUUCUGCCCUUCCCUGUCCCAAAAACUGCCAGCAUCAUCAUUGAGGAAAAUACUCAGCUGAAGGGGUCAGACUUGGCGUUAACAAUAGUGAAAGGAUCUUCACUUCUUAAAGCGCCACCAAACGGACCAGCUUGCUCCUACGUUAACCUGCGAGUAAAAGUCAACAACAAAGAACAGGAGGGCGUAGUGUUGCUAGAGAAUCCCAAAGGGGACAACAGACUAGACUUGGACAAACUGAGGAAAGUGUGCAGCAGCAUCUUUGGAAUCAAUAACACCCAGCUCAGGUUCUUCAGUGAUCGAAAUGAAUUGACAAACAAAGUGGACCUGCAGGCCCACAGUGGUAAAACUUUGUUGGUGACUUCAGGCCCCUCCCCUCCUGGCGCUGUGCCCACCACCGACACCCUGCUGUGUCCCUAUGUAAACCUGUUACUGUGCAACGCACAGCCGGCUGAAUGCCAGGCUGGAGAUGUUGGCACCCUCCUUCUGGUGAAUCCAGUUGGCCAGAAUGAGCUCGACCACUCCGGCCUGCUCUCUGAAGCUGCCAAGGUGUUUGGUCUCCGCAGCAGGCGCCUCAAACUCUACCUGGACCAGGAUCUUACUAAUGAACUGCCUCCUGAAACAUCUGUAAAAUCUCUCAACGCCAAAACUCUGUAUGUGAGAGUUUUUCCAACCACCGCUGAAGCAUAAAUCAGCCCAGGAUCAUUUGUUUUUGAAAGAACACCUUUACCUGAGAUCACCUAAGACCCUCCAAUGAUGGAAUGGGAGUAAAGUACAAUGCAAAGUUGCUUCAGAAGUGUAGAUGCUUUUUUUUUUUAUUGUUCUUUGGAAUACCUGUUUCAAACUAGGCUUAUCUGUCAAGUUCACUCAAUAUCAUUGGUAUUGCUUAAAGCACACAUUCAUGAUUUAAAAGGGGGUUAAACAAUGUGUUAAACAAUAUACCAUAGAUAUGUUUUAUUAAACCAUGUAGGUAUAGGAUGUGAGCCAUUUUUGUCCUUGACCGAAGGACAUCAUAUUAAACUCACAUUCAUCUGUCCAAUGUGCUGAGUGACUCACACACUGUAUCUUUAACUGUUGGGGUAACAGUUUACACGCUUCAACUGAAGAUCAACUCACUGCAAGGUCUGCAUGACUGUUCCUACGUACGGUAACUCAAUGGAUAGAUCAUCUGCAUAGACAUUUCAGGAAUGUCUGCUGCAACAACGGUUUGCAAGAGAAUAAGAUAUAAAUGUCAGAAGUUCAUUUGUGCCACAUUAGAAUAUUUUUGUUCCAGUAACUCAUUUGAGGAAAGGUUCCAGGAAAUGGUCUAACUUGAUUAACUGUCACUGUUACCAGUGGAUGAUUUUCUUUAUUAUGGUAAUAAUCCAGGUUACAUCCCUUCAUGGCUUAUUUGCUGCAUGCUUAGUCCACAGUAAUUAUAUUUUGGCACAUAAUUGCGAAAGGAAUUUGGGCCAUUGUGAAUUUAACAGAUAAACCUAUUGUGCUCGUUAUAGAGGGAGUUCUCAGACAAUGAAAGAGGUAUUUAAAAGGUGAAAUGGAUUUUGGGGGCUGUUGAAUUUCAGGGACACAAAGGGUUCUGUCAUUUAAAAAAAGGCAAAGAAUGGAUAAUGUAAUAUUUUAAGCGACAAGCAGAAUAAAUCAAAGGUGACUAAGAAUCUGCAUGUUCUUUUCUUUUUGUUCUCAAGACUUCUUAAUGCUAGAGGGUGACAUGUGUGUGUGGGACUGCAGUCUGACUUCAUUGCAGUUUUAUAAAAUGGGCCUCGCUUUAUUGUUUAGGCUGAGACGUUUUGACCGACUUUGAUUUAGUUUAGCAGCAAGGUCAGAGAACCAAUAUAAUAAAGUGGAUUAUUGAAGCUUGAAGUAGUACAGAAUAAAAGUCAUAUGACAUU
Cyprinodon variegatus (sheepshead minnow) is the source of this 4257-nucleotide messenger RNA. RefSeq names its product isoleucyl-tRNA synthetase (gene iars1). Lineage: Eukaryota; Metazoa; Chordata; Actinopteri; Cyprinodontiformes; Cyprinodontidae. Bases 23 to 3058 code for a protein of 1011 amino acids. Gene Ontology annotation, biological process: isoleucyl-tRNA aminoacylation. Gene Ontology annotation, molecular function: isoleucine-tRNA ligase activity; ATP binding; aminoacyl-tRNA deacylase activity. The transcript is spliced from 27 exons. The record is from RefSeq and is a predicted model, not a curated record.